AUGAGCUGCGGACGACGGUCAAAAUCGGCAGGAAAUAGCAUUUUCUUUGCUCAGAAAUGGAACCAACUGCGUUUGGGUACGCAGGUGUCCACGUCAAAUAAACACGAACAAGAUGAAUAUCCGGGUCUCGAGCGCAAGUUCCGUUCCGCUAGUUCGGAUUCCCUUUCCGCAGUCAAGACGUUUUCAUUUGGCGCCGACAUUAGAACAAAAGUCAUGGAGCAACUAGAAGUUGAGGACUUACAAUGCUUCCAAUUCGCCCUAAUGGAACUUAGUCAGAAGCAGGGCGGAUAUGUUGAUCUGGACGCCUUUCGGAGUAUUAUGAAGUUGCACCUUAAGCUACCGCCAGCCCAGAUGGAAAUGAUGGUCAAAAAACUGUUUGAUGAAAUCGAUGUGGAUGGACUGGGUAGAAUUUCCUGUGGUGAUAUAUGCACCUUCCUGCUAUCGAAGCAUAAAGCCAAAGAAGUGCAAUUGGCUAAAGUUCAACUUGUUCAAAUCAAAGAGCCCAUAAAGACUUUCGAUUUUCCCAACCAAGAACAAAUCGCCCGUACUGUUGCACAAAAACACGGAAGAGGAUAUAUUGUUGCAAAAACUGACGGAACACUCACCUUCUGGUCACCCGAUCUGAAAAUCACUAAGCAACGUUCAUUGGCCUUUGAUGGCGGAACCAAUCGUCUUACUCCAAAGUGGUACACUGACUUCCUCUUCCUCAACGACAUUAGCAAAUUUGUUUCAAGCACAGGGGACAGAGAACUGGAGUUCUACGAGAUGACUACGUUUGCAGCUUACUGUCGCAUCGUAGGGUUGGACACUGUUCCCGUUUGUCUGACUUGGGGACCCCCGCGUUGUCAACGUUUCUUCUUCUAUCUCUUCUCACCCCCCUCGCAACAACUACUUUUCUUUGCCGUUUGUUCUGACAAAUCUUGGUUCUUGCACGCCCUCAUGCAUCAUCCUAAGUGGGCGCUGCAGUGUACUAUCUAA
Messenger RNA from Dibothriocephalus latus, 978 nucleotides. The record is from the annotation of a GenBank genome assembly. Lineage: Eukaryota; Metazoa; Platyhelminthes; Cestoda; Diphyllobothriidea; Diphyllobothriidae.